Molecule: messenger RNA, 459 nt
Organism: Drosophila serrata
Lineage: Eukaryota; Metazoa; Arthropoda; Insecta; Diptera; Drosophilidae
Product: trypsin-1
Biological process (GO): proteolysis
Molecular function (GO): serine-type endopeptidase activity
Source: RefSeq, a predicted model, not a curated record
AUGUCUUUCAUAAUACUGACUCUGCUCCUAGCAGUAAUCCAACUAUUUGGCCAAAUAGACAACGUGUUUGGUUUUGAAAUAGACAUCUCUGAAGCUCCUUGGCAGGCAUCAGUUCUGGUGCAUGACAAGCAUCGUUGCGGCGGGGUGAUCUACAAGGAUAAUGUCAUCCUAACCAUUGCUCAGUGUGUCAAAGGUGCUAGAACGGGUAACCUUGCGGUUCGAGUGGGCUCCGACCAGAUGGAUCUCGGCGGUCAAGUGGUACCCGUAACAAAGGUGGUCAUGCAAUUGAUGGGUUCGCGUCCCAGUGAUGUGGCCAUCCUGACUCUAAAGGACUCCGUUGAAUUGAACGACAACGUCAAACCCAUUGAGUUGGCCAGCAGAACCCCAGGACGGGCACUAAGGCCUCAGUCACUGGCUGGGCAAAUGUGGUGGGUGAAGAGCCUGCUGAGGAAAUUUUAA